GAUUUCUCGAGCCCCCCCGGCGGGGACGCCGCGCCACGCAUCCCCCCACGGCAGCCCGCAGCAGCCAUGGAGCCCGCGGCGAUGGACCGCAUCGCCACCCGCCUCUCCGCCGUCGAGGGCCUCUACUUCCCCUCCUCCUUCCUCUCCUCCUCCUCCCCCUCCUCCGCCGCCGCCCCUCCCUCCCCGCCGCGUCGCCAGGCGGAGCUCCGCGCGCUUCUGGCCCGCGACGCGCCGCUCUUCCUGGAGCGGUACGGCGCCGCGCUGUCGGCCGACGAGCUCGCCGCCUUCGACGCGCUCAGCCCGGACUACGAGGUCGACUGGCACCUGCGCCGCCUCCGCGCCGCCGCGGCGGGGGCGCCCCCGCCCGCGGCGCAGGUGCGGAACCGGCGCCGCGCGUACCUCGACCGCCUCGUCCGCGAGGGGGAGUACUUCUCCGAGGAGGCCAUGCGGGAGCGGGAGCCCUACCUGCACCACGAGUACCUCGGGAGGUUCCAGGACCCGCUCGGCAGGGCCAUGGCGCGGCCCGGGGAGAGGUGGUCCGAGACGCUGAUGCGCAGGGCGGAGGAGGCGGUCAUCGUGGAGAAGAUCCGCGGGGAGCAGAUUAGGAGAGGGGUUGAUCCCAGCGAAUGGGUCGGUGGUGGCCCUGAGGAGGCGAUGCAGGAGCAGGAGGAAGAGGAGGAAGAGGAAGAAGAAGAGGAAGAGGAGGACGAAGAAGAGCAGAGCAUGAAGGAAAAGGAGACAGAGGUCGUGAAGCCCAUUGCGACUGAGGUUGUUGCCAAUGAGUCUGCCCCCAUGGACUCCAGCAAUGGUAGAGGUUCGGCUGCAGGGACUUUCAACCAAACGUUGUCUUGUGAAGAAAUGCAGGAUCAGCUGGAACAAUUCACAUAUGUGAUGCAACAAAAGUUCCUGACUGGUGAAGACACUGAGCAUAUGGACUAUUCUCAGAUCGAUAAUGAUGAGAUGCUGGAUGACCAUUGGUCCAGGGAAGCCAACUACGAUGCAGAGGAGAAGUAUUUCGAAGAAGAUUAGCAAACGACAGGAUGCUGUUGCUUUCAGAGAAGCAAUGCAGCAACAUCUGUGCUGUUCGUGUUGGGACAUCUUACACUCUCUUAGUUUGUACAUACAUGUAUUGUCUUUGAUGGUGCUCUGUUCUGUCCGUGCAAUAGUUAAAUCUCAUAACCUAUUUCUGAUCAGAGCCAGUUUAGUUUCAUGCGGACAUGGAGCAAUUUUGUCAUUUUCACUUCUUAUAGAGAUAGCUUAUGUUAGUUGUUUGUUGGAUAUGUUAGUUGUUUGUUGGAAAAAGUUCAUUUUACUCUCCUCACCUAUCCACUUUGUUCGCUUAACCCUCUGAAUAAAAUUUAGGUUCACUUUGCUCC
This is a messenger RNA of Setaria italica (foxtail millet), 1376 nucleotides long. RefSeq names its product coiled-coil domain-containing protein 97. The coding region runs from base 67 to 1029 and encodes 320 amino acids. Lineage: Eukaryota; Viridiplantae; Streptophyta; Magnoliopsida; Poales; Poaceae. The transcript has 2 exons. The record is from RefSeq and is a predicted model, not a curated record.